Messenger RNA from Rubroshorea leprosula, 432 nucleotides. The record is from the annotation of a GenBank genome assembly. NCBI's taxonomy places the organism in Eukaryota, Viridiplantae, Streptophyta, Magnoliopsida, Malvales, Dipterocarpaceae.
GCUUUCCCCAUCUCCCAAAAUUCCUUAGAAUCUCAUUGUUGUUCCCUGAGAUGGCUCGUACUAAGCAAACAGCCAGGAAGUUGACCGGAGGCAAGGCGCCGAGGAAGCAGCUUGCCGCCAAGGCUGCUCGUAAAUCAGCACCAGCCACUGGAGGAGUGAAGAAGCCUCAUCGUUUCAGGCCGGGAACUGUGGCUCUGAGAGAGAUCAAGAAGUACCAGAAGAGUACUGAGCUCUUGAUCUGAAAGCUUCCGUUCCAGAGCCUUGUGCGAGAGAUCGCUUAGGAUUUCAAGACCGAUCUCAGGUUCCAGAACAGUGCAGUCGCUGCUCUCUAGGAAAUAUUAAGGGAUAAUUAUAAGUUGUCCCUCAACUUAGUUCUUGUUUUCAAAUUCUUCCUAAUAUUUUUAUUCGUGCUAAUUAAGACCUUAUUGUUGG